AAGACAUACAUUUAUACAUGCACUGAUGCACAACUCUUUGAGUAUCUAUCUGAUUCACAUGGAUAAGAAAGAUUCAUUUACUACGUCUUAUUCAACUCCACCACACCUCAACAGUUCCAUCUCAUGGGGACUUCCAACUCAAUCGAAUGUUCACAGUUCUGCUGUGACUGAAUCACUUAGUUUGAAGUUGCAUGCAAGAUCAAUACAUGUUCUUAACCAGGAUUCUUCUUCAACCCAGUCCACUGAUCAGUUUUCUACUGAAUUUGCAUCUAACGGAGAUGAUGAUGCUGAUAACCCUUCGAGGAAAAUCUCAUUUUCAACACAAUCAGAUGUUUGUAGUGACUUUGAAGAAGCUCAAAGGAAGGGAUUUACAAAUAAUAUAAGAUUAGUCUCCUCCUCCUACACGACAGGAAUCUCAGAUAUUCACUUUGCUCUUGGGAAGCCUAACUUCUCCUUUCAUUAUGCUGAUCCACGUUUUAGUGGUUACCUACCACAUGCAACAGUAUGGAAACCCCAAAUGGUGGGUCGAGUUCCCCUACCACUGGACUUAAUUAACAAUGAGCCUGUCUUUGUCAAUGCAAAGCAGUUCCAUGCAAUUAUGAGGAGGAGGCAGCAACGUGCAAAGCUAGAGGCUCAAAACAAACUAAUCAAAGCUCGUAAGCCGUAUCUUCAUGAAUCUCGACAUGUUCACGCUCUUAAACGACCUAGAGGAUCUAGUGGAAGGUUCCUGAACACCAAAAAGCUCCAAGAAUCUAAAGAGCCAAAACAUGACACGUCAAUCCAACAGAAGGACACCAAGGGAAACAUGUCUAGAUUCGUGGGUCACCAGUUGCAGAACAGCAAGGAGCGUUGUGGUUGUUCAGCCACAUCUGGCUCCGACAUAACCUCUGUUUCUGACGGCAUUGAUAUCUUUGGACACUCUGAAUUCCAGUUAUCAGAUUGUCCAUCUCAGACAAACCCAACAAUGUAUAAGCAUGGUCAACCAAAUGAAAUGCAUGGAGGUGGGAACACGCACAACUUCUCUGUCCAUAUCUGAGACGGUUGGAAUCUGGUGCUGUUUAUGUUCCCACAAAAGGAAAGUCAUCCUUGGCUGUUAGUUCGCUUCUUCUUGGCACUUAUUUCACGUUUUGUUGUUCAGGCAUCCCUUGAACAGUUGAACAUAUAAAGUAACCUUAAAGCUUCAGAUCUUGUUGUCUUUUGUACCAUGAAUCAUGUGUAAGUAACUCUAUUAUUGGAUUAGGAUGUGUAAGUGGCUCCCUCCUAUUCAACAGCCGCAUAUCCUCAAAACUAGACCCUUCCAUAUGAUAACUUUCACAUUCAGC
Molecule: messenger RNA, 1322 nt
Organism: Eruca vesicaria subsp. sativa (arugula)
Lineage: Eukaryota; Viridiplantae; Streptophyta; Magnoliopsida; Brassicales; Brassicaceae
Source: the annotation of a GenBank genome assembly